This is a messenger RNA of Neohortaea acidophila, 1822 nucleotides long. RefSeq lists its product as uncharacterized. Gene Ontology annotation, molecular function: CoA-ligase activity. The coding region runs from base 91 to 1737 and encodes 548 amino acids. Lineage: Eukaryota; Fungi; Ascomycota; Dothideomycetes; Mycosphaerellales; Teratosphaeriaceae. The transcript has 2 exons. Gene Ontology annotation, biological process: secondary metabolic process. The record is from RefSeq and is a predicted model, not a curated record.
CUUCGACAAUGCGUCGCCUGACAUCGCUCCCUCCGUCCUCGACAAGACAAGAAACGCGCAGUGUCCAGCAGAAGCGACUGACCAUCCAAGAUGCCGGCCGAGUCGAUCUACCCGCCCGUGGAAAUUCCGAACGUCGGUAUCUUCGAGUUCUUGUUCAACAGACCUCAAGCAAGCGUGCAGCCAGAUCAGGAAAUCUUCGUCGACGCUCAGACUGGCAGGAGCUACACGUACUCCCAACUCAAGCAGACCGCCAUCGAGUUUGGCCAAGGACUGAAGGGCCUGUGGGACUGGCAGAAGGGUGAUGUACUUGGGCUGUUCACCCCGAACUCCAUCGACUAUCCCCCCAUCGUCUGGGGCACCCACUUCGCCGGCGGCAUUGUAUCGCCCGCUAAUCCCGCGUACACUGUCGAUGAACUCGUGCACCAACUCAAGGACAGCGGAGCCAAAGCUCUACUGACCCAGCUCGCGGUGCUUGAUGUAGCAAAGCAAGCCGCCAAGAAGGCUGGCAUCCCAGAAGACCGUAUCGCCCUUCUGGGAGACGACCGCGACCCGGAGCACCGCUUCAAACACUUCACCUCCAUCAAGGACAAUAAUCUGGAAGCCGCGCGAUCACCCCGACCCGUCAAAAUCAAUGGCGACAAAGAUCUGGCCUUCCUCGUCUACAGUAGUGGCACCACCGGCCUGCCCAAAGGCGUCAUGCUCUCCCACAAGAACAUCGUUGCCAACGUCCUUCAAAUCACCGCCGGCGAGCCGGAACUGGAAAGCAGCGACACCAUCCUGUCCUUCCUUCCAUUCUUCCACAUCUACGGCCUGACGUGCAUCCUGCAUCAAGCCGUCUGGCGCGGGUUCAAGUGCGUGGUUAUGUCGAAGUUUACAAUCGAGGAUUGGUGCAGACACGUCCAGGAGCACCGCAUCACCUUCUCUUACGUUGUACCGCCCGUGGUGUUGCUUCUCUCCAAACACCCCUGUGUAUCCGAUUUCGACCUCAGCAGUUUGCGAAUGAUGAACUCCGGCGCCGCACCACUGACUCAAGAAAUCGUCCACGCGCUGCAUGAACGGACUGGUCUCAAAGUCAAGCAAGGCUACGGCCUUUCCGAGACGUCCCCGACAACACACAUGCAGCGAUGGAAAGACUGGAAGACGCACAUCGGCUCCGUGGGAGCCAUGAUGCCCAACAUGACGGCGAAAUUCAUGAGCGAAGAGGAGAAAGAGCUGCCCGUAGGCCAAACGGGCGAGCUGUGGAUCAAGGGACCCAACAUCUUCCAAGGCUACCUCAACAACCCCGAAGGCACGAAGAAUGCUUUGACGAGCGAUGGCUUCUUCAAAACCGGCGAUGUGGGCUACUUGGACAAACACGGCAACUUCUUCAUCACCGAUCGCGUCAAGGAGUUGAUCAAAUACAAGGGCUUCCAAGUGCCUCCCGCACAACUUGAGGGCCUUCUAGCCUCGCACGAAAAGAUCGACGAUGUCGCCGUCCUCGGUGUGUACAGGGAUGACCUGGCGUCCGAAGUCCCGCUCGCCUACGUCGUGCCGACCAAAGGCGCCACCCCCGGUCCGCAGUUGGAGAAGGAGAUAGUCGACUGGCUUGCGUCGAAAGUGGCCAACUACAAGCGCUUGCGGGGCGGGGUGAAGUUUACGAACGAGAUUCCCAAGAGCGCAUCGGGCAAGAUUUUGCGGCGGUUGUUGAAGGCCAAGUACCAAGAAGAGGCGAAGAAGGGGCCGAAAGCGAAGUUGUGAGGGAAGCACUUGUGCAAUUAUUUUUUUCUGGCGCUUGCAGUUAGGAAAGCAAUGCAGCUUGCAUAUAGGCGUCAAUGGGCAAAUC